AUGGCAGCAAGGACUAUCCAAGCAUGCAUUGUCAACCAUACAUUUGCAAGCCAAUACAAUUGCCCAGACAACAUUGCAGAACUCCUUUGCCCAACCUUCCCUGAGGAAGAAGUUGUUGAAGUAGUUGAGACUCUCAGCAUGAACCCAAUCCAGAGGGGGGACAUACAGAGUCAACAGCAGGAAAAUCAAGUUCAGUACAAGAAGGGCACAGCAAGUACACAAGGCACAGCCCAGCCUGCCUUGACACAGCAUUGCAGUUCAAUGGUGCAUGAUCUUUGGGAGAGAAUGUUUCAGGUGCUGUUCACUUCCACCAGCCAACAGCAGGAGGACACAACUGUGUGCUCCAGGCACCACAAGAGGACAGCUGAGGACUACAAUGCAAUGUUGGCAUGGGGCUGGUUGGCCAGGCAAUGUGGUCAAUUGACCACAUCUUUUCCACCCUAG
Messenger RNA from Ustilago hordei, 444 nucleotides. RefSeq lists its product as uncharacterized. The transcript has a single exon. The coding region runs from base 1 to 444 and encodes 147 amino acids. The record is from RefSeq and is a predicted model, not a curated record. NCBI's taxonomy places the organism in Eukaryota, Fungi, Basidiomycota, Ustilaginomycetes, Ustilaginales, Ustilaginaceae.